GCUAUACCACUGUUAGUUUAGUUAACUUGGCAUUAGGGACCACGCUUUUUAAAACUAGGUUUUUAAAUCAUCCUAUAUAAGACUAAAAACGUUUUCGCAACUAUCAGGAAAUCAGAUAAGGUUAUGAUUAGAUGUAACAUUGAACGAUAUUGUUAAAAAUAUCGCAAAUACGAUUCGCUAUUGUGUUCAUAACUUGUGUAAAAAGUUACAAUAAAAAGGAAUUUUAGAAGAAAUAAAAGUGCUUGUUGUUAGUGAAGUUGCAGUCCAAAAGUGAUAAACGGACAACAUUUAAAAAGUAAAAAAAAAACAAAACGAACAAGUAACGUUUGUUGAAGUGUUUUGAACAGUGUAAGACAUAAACAGUGAAAACAUAGUGCGUAAAAUAUUGGUUUUUUAAUAUUAUUUGACAGAACAAUCCGCGAUAGCACCGCCUCUAUAACACUAAUUGCAAAAUAUUUUAAGACCGUGCACAUCUUUGAGAAAACAAUCGUAAAACUGUUCUAUUGUCGAUUAUUGCAGCGAAUUCAACUGUUUAGUUGCACAACUAAAAAUCGACUAGUAACCUCCAUAUAAAUCCAAAGCGAGAUAUAACAGAAGAAGCAAUCAAGCACUUAAACCAAAACAAUGAGAAAAGUGGAUGAAUUAAGAUACAAGUUUCAAGAGAAAUUAAAAGAUGGCGUACCAAACCCACCGGGAGAAUUUGACACAAAAGACAUCGAGAGAGUUAAAGACAAUAAAUACAUGAAUAGAGUGAUAGAACAUUGUGAAGGUAAUGUUGAGUUAGGUUUAAAAAUGCUUUGGUCGACUUUAAUGUGGCGGAAAAAUAAUAAUAUAAAUAAUAUUAAAAAUAUUGUAAAUAUGGAGUAUGUUAGAGAAGGAAUAUUUUAUCCUAGAGGUAGAGAUAUCGAUGGUUGUUUAAUAUUUAUAUUGAAAUGGAAACUAUAUAAUAAGGGUAUUAAAAAAGUUGAUGAUUUGAAAAAUGUCAUCGUUUAUUGGUUAGAAAGGUUAGAGAGAGAAGAAUCUGGAAAACCGAUAACUGUAUUCUUUGAUUUAGAAGGAUGUGGUAUUAAUAACAUUGAAGUUGAAGUUGUUGCGUAUAUGAUAACAUUAUUAAAGAAUUAUUAUCCUAAAUUCGUUAAUUAUAUAAUAAUUUACCAAAUGCCGUGGAUAAUGACAGCUGGGUAUAGGGUUGUGAAAGGUCUGUUACCAACCAGAGCUAUUGAAAGAUUACGAGUUAUAAAUAAAGAUAAAAUAAAAGAUUUAAUUCCAAUAAAUCAAGCAUUAAAAUGUUACGGAGGCACCGAUGGUUACGAAUUCGAAUUUAUACCGGAAAGAAAUAACGGAAACAAAAGAGUUACAUUCGUUGAUAACGUUAUUUUAACGGAUAUUCAAAUAAACCCUAACGAUUAUCUAACGUUUACCAUAGACAGUAGUGAUUUGAAAUCGGAAUUAACCGUUACAAAUCCGAAUAACGUUAGAAUAGCGUUUAAAAUAAGAACGACUGGUCCGGAAAAGUUUAAAGUGAAACCGACUUCAGGCGUUUUAGCUGGAAAUGGGAUGCAAAAUAUUUUAAUUAUAGUUUUACCUGGAUUCGAUCGUAAUGAAGUUGUUAAAGAGAGAUUUUUGAUUCUAUCUACGUUAAUAGAUGACAAUUUAACACAGAAACAAAUAGACGAUGUGUGGCAGAAUCCAAAAGCUAAAAUUAAUGAAAAUCGGUUAAAAUGCAAACUUUUUGUUGAAGAAAAUGUACUACAGAAAUCAUCGAUGAUGGAAUCACUGGGUACUCUUGACAGAAAACACUUUUAUUUGAGUAGAAGUAUCGAUGUUUUAAAGUUAUUUGAAAUUUUAACACUCGGUUUUAGCAUACUUUUAGUAGUUUUUGGAUAUCUAUUGUAUAAACGGACUAGAAACGUGUAUUGUGAAGUUUGAAUGGUGCAAUAGUAUUUGUUUCUUAGUGUUAUUUAAUAAAUAAUAA
Molecule: messenger RNA, 1975 nt
Organism: Papilio polytes (common Mormon)
Lineage: Eukaryota; Metazoa; Arthropoda; Insecta; Lepidoptera; Papilionidae
Product: motile sperm domain-containing protein 2-like
Exons: 1
Coding region: 625-1929 (434 amino acids)
Source: RefSeq, a predicted model, not a curated record